AUGCUCCUCUGGAUUGUUGCCAUUAUUGUGGCUGCCCCUUUGCUCUAUGUCCGACGACUUUUCAUUACAAAAUGGGCCAAUCACACGGAACGCUACUGUGUUGACGACUGGGUCUUACUGACACAACCACAAAAUGCCAUGAAGGCUCGACGCAUCUAUUACACAUUUGUGUCUGUUGUCCUCUUCUUCAUUCCCAUUGUGGUCAUGUCUCUGGCUUAUAUUAUGAUUAUCUGGAAAUUGUGGUCGGCACAGAUCCCAGGCGAACGAUUAGAAAACGAAAAUAGGAACCAGAUACGCGUCAAGCGGAAGGUAUUCUCUUCCUCUUUCUUCCUCUCUCUCUCUCUCUCUCUCUCUCUAUUUUCUCUAUCUCUCUAUCUCUCUAUGUUAUUAUUUUCUUUAUCUCACUCUUUUUGUCACUACUUUUGUUGCAUUUCCCUCUUUAUCUUUCUCUUAAAAUUUUUCCUAGAUAUACUUAACCCACACAUUCCUAUGCGUUCACCCUUGCAUCUGCGCAUGCGUACUCCUUUUCCUCUCGAAAACGCUUCUUACUCCUUACUGCCACAAUAUCAACUCCUUCUCUCCCCACCGUCAUUUUCUCUGUUCCCGCCUUUUUUUCACUUGCUAGCUUGCAUACUCUUCAGACUUUUUUUUUCUUUUUUCAAAAUCACUUCUUGUUGUCUCACUAAACUGAGAGCGGACGAAAGCGACGAAGCCCUGAAUCAUUGUCAUUAUCCGACCUGUUAUCGUCCAUUUUCAGUUGGUCUGUUCUACACCACCAUCCAUAUUCCGUUGUUCUAUCCUAUACCUCGCCGUCCAUAUGCAGAUGAUCUGUUCUACUCCGCCGUCUGUAUUUACUUGGUCUGUCCAACCUCAUAUCCGUAUUCAUUUGGUCUAUCGUACCCUGCCGUCCUCAUUCACUUGGUCUGUCCAACCUCAUAUCCGUAUUCAUUUGGUCUAUCGUACCCUGCCGUCCUCAUUCACUUGGUCUGUCCAACCUCAUAUCCGUAUUCAUUUGGUCUAUCGUACCCCGCCGUCCUCAUUCACUUGCUCUGUCCAACCUCAUAUCCGUAUUCAUUUGGUCUAUCGUACCCCGCCGUCCUCAUUCACUUGGUCUGUCCAACCUCAUAUCCGUAUUCAUUUGGUCUAUCGUACCCCGCCGUCCUCAUUCACUUGGUCUGUCCAACCUCAUAUCCGUAUUCAUUUGGUCUAUCGUACCCCGCCGUCCUCAUUCAGUUGUUGGUUUAUUCUACCCCCACCGUUCAUAUCCAAUUCUUCUGUCCUACCUCACCGUCUAUAUUGAUUUGGUCUGUCUUAACGCACACCGUCCAUUUUCUGUUGGUCUCUCCUGCCCCGCCGUCCAUAUUCUGUUGGUCUCUCCUGCCCCGCCGUCCAUAUUCAAUUGGACUCUCCAACCCUGCCGUCCAUUUUCUGUUGGUCUCUCCUGCCCCGCCGUCCAUAUUCAAUUGGACUCUCCAACCCUGCCGUCCAUAUUCUGUUGGUCUCUCCUGCCCCGUCGUCCAUCUUCAAUUGUUCUAUCCUAUUCCGCCGUCCAUAUUCAGUUAG
This is a messenger RNA of Acanthosepion pharaonis, 1563 nucleotides long. The record is from the annotation of a GenBank genome assembly. NCBI's taxonomy places the organism in Eukaryota, Metazoa, Mollusca, Cephalopoda, Sepiida, Sepiidae.